This is a messenger RNA of Radiomyces spectabilis, 763 nucleotides long. RefSeq lists its product as uncharacterized. Lineage: Eukaryota; Fungi; Mucoromycota; Mucoromycetes; Mucorales; Radiomycetaceae. The coding region runs from base 137 to 496 and encodes 119 amino acids. The transcript is spliced from 3 exons. The record is from RefSeq and is a predicted model, not a curated record.
GCCAACACGGCAGAAGAUCCGGGUCUAACCGCCUCAACCCACCCCGUUUGCCUCACCGAUGGUGUGACCCAUUAUUCGUACGGUCGAUUGGUGCAAGGGGAAGAUUAUCGCUCUGCUCGUGGUAUUUAUGGCCUGAAUGUAUCAGAGAAGAUCCGAAUGGCUGCCCAUGGCUACUCUCCUUGGUUUGCUCCCGGCACUGUGGAGAAGCUUACCCCGCGUCGCGUUGAUGAAAGGCGGUCUUGACUCUGUCGGGUUUACCCAAAAAGCUGAAUACUCAGAGGUUUGGCAGCGAGAUGUCAACAUUCAGUUGUCAGCCGCCCACGUUGACUCUCGGGCCCAGCUGGCGUCGUCCCAAUGUAACUGCCUAUCGCCCUAUUUUUCGAUGCCCAAGUCCCGAUUUCCGAUCGGUUUUGACUUGAGGAGAGACGUUGUCUUUUACCACAGGAACAACUGUGACAGUUGCUCGCUAGAGCACUGGUGUAUGGAUUGUGCAUGAAAAUGUCUUGACAACUAAUAUGUCCAUAUUGCGUUCUGCUUUGCAGAUGUUGUUUCGCCUAAUCUCGGAUGUCUGCGUUGUGUACUGUACUUUUGGGCAGCGACUCUGUAAUUUGGUUGAAGGUACCCUAUGAUGGUACUUCCCUGACAUUGAGGCGCGGGAUAUGUGUAUUUGUCCGACUGCGACUCCGUAACUUGGCUUGAAACCCGUAUGAUUGAUUACUGCGGACCCAUAUACUAUAUGGAAGCGACCCUUCGAGGGUGGCGG